CUUAAUCUCUUCUUUUGUUCUUCUCUUCUGCUUGCCUCUAACUCACAGCUGCACAACCACUCAUCACCAUCACCCUCCAAGAAGAUCAGGACCACCAUAAUCACUCUUUUCUUCUUCUUUGAUUACAUCUUCUUCUCUUUCUCUCUUCUCCAUUUCAAACUACACCAACAGUACCUGCAACACCAUCAUCACCGACACCGGCCACACCAUCAUCGCCAGCGCCACAAGCUGACAUCAACACCACCAUCUCUCGAUUGGUGAAGGAUUGAAGAAUAAUUAGGUGUUUAUAGGGGUUGAUGGGUAUAUCAAAAUUUUAGGGUUAUUUUGUUUUCUUGAGGAGAUAGAAAUUAAAAUGGAACUGAAAUUCUUUAAAUAGAUUUCUCUGUGUUGGUUGGGAUUCCUAAUUUUCUAAUUUUUUUUCAAUUAUCUUACUGUGUUUUCUAAUGGGUUUUAUUAUUAAUCUCGUUUUCAUCUUUAGUUUUUCUUUGAUCAACUUUUUGAUGAUUUUAGUGUUGUUUUCUGCUUUUUGUGCAAGGAUUGGGUUGGGGUUUAAUCAAAGAUGAGAAACAACAAGAUGCUAUGUAUGUUCUAAUUUUGUAUUCACACAUAUCAUCAAGUUGUUUUUGUUAGAUUUAUUAGGGUUUAAACUUUUAGAUGUUGCUGAUGAAAUUUUGAAUAGAAAGUCUACGAAUUUGUAUAAAUUCACACGAAUCUUCAAAGGGAUUUGUAACUAAUAGAUGUAUAUAUGAAGAUCUAAUCCCAAAAAUGGAUUUUGUAAUAUACAGAUGUUAAGUAAAUGAGAAUAUUUUUUUUUUAAUCAAUAAGGAAGAACAGAAUUUGAAUCGGUUAAAAACUGUAGAAAACAAGAAAAUAACCGAUUCAACUCUGUUCGGUUUAUAAUCGAACCGAGUUAUGAACAGUUCGGUGACGGUUUUUGAAGUGAAAACCGAUCAUAUUACGGUUAGGUCAACGGUUUUACCAAUAACCGUACCGAACCGAAUCGUGUGCAGGCUUACUUAGGUCUCCUUUUAUCAUAAAAUAAAAAACUGCACGGGCACUAUCACUGGCAAGUUUGAAUUUUGCUACAGAUAUCUCGAAAUUGUCCCCGACCCCGUAACUCCUGGCGUCCGCUUAAAUUCGCCGGUGUUCUACGUGCACUGAAAAAUCCCUCAAAUCAAAUCAUGUUUGGCGCCUCUGUUUCUAACACUUGUUUCUCUCUCUUCCUCGAAGUAUUCAAACAAACCCUAAAAAAUUCAAAGCAUUCAAACUUACUGGUAAAAAUUUAAAUGCACGGAGAGAGGAGGGACAUAGGUUUUUUCAGUACCACUGAGACAGUGAGUGUGAGAGAGACCCAAAACAACAACUUUCCUUCUUUCUCCCGUUCUUCAAGAACAAGUUAUUAAUUAUUGUGUUCACCGCUCCUCUCAAUUCUUUAACGGGCUUUAAUUCAAAAUUCCUUUCUCACCCACUUUCACUUAUUUAUUAAGGUUUUAGGGUUUAAACCCGAAUUCCAUUUCUACGGAUUUUUCUGUAUAUUCUCUUCUCUCAUGUGUAUCUGAUUAAAUCAUCAUUGCAUCAAGAAAAACAGGCGACUGGCACAACCAUUUUCCAAUGACAACUGGAGGUGCUCUUUUUGAUGACAUGCGGACAAAUCGCGAGGUUGCUGAGUCUCCCCAAAUCGAAGACAUGGUGGAAAUCAAUGAAAAUGUGACUCCGCUACAGUGUUUAAAACCUAACGUGGUUGUUACCAGCAGUGUCCGUGAGCUAUUGGAGUGCCCUGUAUGUUUAAAUGCAAUGUACCCUCCUAUUCAUCAGUGUUCAAAUGGCCAUACAUUGUGUUCUGGAUGCAAACCUAGGGUGCAUAACCGUUGCCCCACUUGCAGGCAUGAACUUGGCAACAUAAGAUGUCUUGCGUUGGAGAAGGUGGCAGCUUCUCUCGAUCUCCCAUGUAAAUAUCAGAAUUUUGGAUGCCUGGGUAUUUAUCCAUACUACAGCAAGCUAAAGCAUGAAUUACAGUGUGCAUACAGACCCUAUAAUUGUCCGUAUGCUGGUUCCGAGUGUACUGUUAUGGGCAGUAUUCCUUUUCUUGUGACCCACCUUAAAGACGAUCAUAAAGUUGACAUGCAUAACGGAAGCACCUUCAAUCAUCGCUAUGUCAAAUCUAAUCCACAUGAAGUUGAAAACGCCACCUGGAUGCUCACGGUUUUCAGUUGCUUUGGAGAAUACUUCUGCCUACAUUUUGAAGCAUUCCAAUUAGGGAUGGCUCCUGUUUAUGUGGCGUUCUUACGGUUUAUGGGUGAUGAACAUGAGGCGAAGAACUACACCUACAGUCUAGAAGUGGGAGCAAAUGGCAGAAAAAUGGUGUGGCAAGGGGUGCCAAGGAGCAUAAGGGAUAGUCACAGGAAAGUUCGCGAUAGUUUUGACGGACUAAUAAUCCAACGGAACAUGGCUUUGUUCUUCUCAGGAGGAGACAGGAAGGAACUGAAGCUUCGGGUUACCGGCAGGAUCUGGAAAGAGCAGUGAGGGUUUCUUUUCCUUCUCGCUCUUUUGUGCCAGAUUAGAUCUUCUUUUGUAGCGGUUACUUCUCCCACCUUUUCAUGUGUUUUCUGUUUUUUGUUAUGGAUUGGAGAAAAAGCAAACUCUCUUUGCUUGUCCAUUUCAUCAAAUGCAUGAUCAGAAACACUUCAUUAAAUAUCCCAUAUAUUGGCAUAUUCCUCGUUCUCUAAUAUGAGGUGAAAUAUAUACACCUGAAAUCUACUACAGGCUUCUAUU
Messenger RNA from Papaver somniferum (opium poppy), 2772 nucleotides. RefSeq names its product E3 ubiquitin-protein ligase DIS1-like. Gene Ontology annotation, biological process: multicellular organism development; ubiquitin-dependent protein catabolic process. NCBI's taxonomy places the organism in Eukaryota, Viridiplantae, Streptophyta, Magnoliopsida, Ranunculales, Papaveraceae. Bases 1612 to 2523 code for a protein of 303 amino acids. Gene Ontology annotation, cellular component: cytoplasm. The record is from RefSeq and is a predicted model, not a curated record. Gene Ontology annotation, molecular function: zinc ion binding; ubiquitin protein ligase activity; protein binding. The transcript has 4 exons.